AUGUUUGGAUUUUCAUCUGAUUCUACCCAUGGCUCAACUACAACAGCUACCAUUCCUGUCUCAGUUAAAAAUAGCAAAUUUAUGAGAUCCAAUUCAUCCAUCUUAUCACAUACUCCAAUAACGGCAAAUACCAUACCUUAUAAUCAUUUUCCUUCAUCGUCAUCUACCACUACUACUACUACGAAUGGUUCUUCAAAUAGUAUAGCAUCUUCUACUAAUAAUUCAAGACGUAUCACAUCUUCUCCAUUAAUCAAUAAAUACAAAAGUAACCAGUCCACCAGUACUGAUAAUGAUUCUGUAACAAGUAAUACUUCUAAUGGCACUAAUAGUAAUUCAACAAUUGCUACUUCAAUAGCUAAUUCACCUCCAAAUACAGAAGUGAAUUCAAAACUUCGUUUAAGAGCAAAUUAUAAUACAAAUAACAACAGUACAACUCAUGAUAAUUUUUUUGCUGAUGAUGAUGAUGAUUAUGGUGCUUUUUAUAGUCCUAGUACUCGUACCAAAAGAGCUCCUUCUAUUCAAAGCCAUAACAGUCAGAACAGUAAAGGUAGUCAUUUUAAUACCUUAUCCUCACAGCAAUACAAAAAAGAAGAUUCUACUUAUGAAUUAAUUAGAAUGGAUACUAGAGUAUCUUUAGAAUCUUAUUAUGUUGAACAAACACAAGAACAAUAUAAAGUUCAAUUAAAUUUAGAUCAAAGACAAAUUGAAUUGAUAAGAUAUACCUGGAAUAAAAUGUUGUUGGAAGAAUCUACCGAUUCAGAUAAUAUGCCUGGAGCAUUUACAAAUAAUACUACAACAUCUUCAAAUAAAAAAAUGGUUAAAAAUAAGACAAAUACUAAAAUUGAAUCAUCAACAAUUGCAUCAUCAUUAUUUUGCCGUCAAUUUUAUUUUAAUUUAUUAUCAAAAGAUCCAGAAUUGGAGAAAUUAUUUCCAAGUAUUAAGCAUCAAGCUGUUAGUUUUGCUGGAAUUUUAACAUUUACAAUCAGUCAAUUGGAAAACUUAUCAAAUUUAGAUGAAUAUUUAUCAAAAUUAGGUAAAUUACAUGCAAGGAUUUUAAAUAUUGAAGCUCCUCAAUUUCAACUUAUGGGUGAAGCAUUAAUUCAAACAUUUCAAGAAAGAUUUGGUUACAAAUUUAAUAAAGAAUUGGAAACUUUAUGGAUUAAAUUUUAUUUGUAUUUAGCUAAUUCUAUAUUACAAUAUGGUAUUGAUCCAGUUUUAAAAUUAUCACGUUAUGAAUCAAAUACUACUGAAAGUUUAAUGUCAAAUAAUCAAAGCAAUAUCGAUUUAUUAAGUAAUACAACCACAACAAAUAACAAUGCCUUUGAUUCAACAAGUGUGUUAAGAGAUGAUUUGAGUUCAUUAGAAGCUCCACCUUCAUUAACUGCAUCAUCUUCCAUAUCCAAUUCACAUUUCGGUGCCUCAAAAUCAACGUUGUUAAAAUCAUCAAAUAAUAUGAUUCAACUGCUGAGUUUACAAGAUACAACCAUACUUGAACUGAAACCGGGCAUUAAAAAGAAAUUACAUACAAGAGUUAAAAAGGCAAAAGGUAAUAAUUGUGCUAUUAUGUGA
Molecule: messenger RNA, 1569 nt
Organism: Candida tropicalis MYA-3404
Lineage: Eukaryota; Fungi; Ascomycota; Pichiomycetes; Serinales; Debaryomycetaceae
Exons: 1
Coding region: 1-1569 (522 amino acids)
Biological process (GO): cellular response to nitrosative stress; nitric oxide catabolic process
Cellular component (GO): intracellular anatomical structure
Molecular function (GO): heme binding; oxygen binding; FAD binding
Source: RefSeq, a predicted model, not a curated record